Molecule: messenger RNA, 5633 nt
Organism: Drosophila grimshawi
Lineage: Eukaryota; Metazoa; Arthropoda; Insecta; Diptera; Drosophilidae
Product: ral GTPase-activating protein subunit beta
Exons: 15
Coding region: 396-5513 (1705 amino acids)
Biological process (GO): regulation of small GTPase mediated signal transduction; activation of GTPase activity
Molecular function (GO): GTPase activator activity
Source: RefSeq, a predicted model, not a curated record
GUUUAUCAAAGAGUGUGGACAAGGAAUUAGAUAAAAUAAAAACAAAUAAAUAAGACAUUUAUUUUUAUAUUUUCGUACACGAAUAGCACCGCUAAUAUUAAAAUUACUCGUUUUACAACAGUGUCUCCUUUGUCGCUGCUGAACACUGUACUGUGAUUGUUAAAGAAAAUAAACCAAUUACCAGAGGAGUGGUGCCUUAAAUUUAUACAAUUGUUGCCAAUCGCUGACAGACAAAGAAUUGCAACAAAUAAAUAUUUAUUUAACAACAAGGUAUUCCCUUGGAACUUAAAUAUUCCAUUCUAUGGCGCAUCCUUGUAUUCCAGUAGCUUAAAAGCAGCACAGUCAGCAAAAGUGAAAAUUCAGCGCACCAAAUACAAACAGAAAGACAGAUACAAAUGUACUCUGAGUGGGCAUCGCUGUCGGCAGAGAUAAAUGCCAACAGUUGUGGAGCGCAAUGUUUCAGUGUGUUAAACAAGUUUCCAGCGUCCGCUGGUAGGGAAGUAGUCAUCUCUGUUGUCAAACAGCUGGGCACCAAUUUGGGCAUCACACAGAAUGCAGAGCCUAGCCAUUUGGUUAAGGAUGACGAGGUCAAAUGGUGCAUGGAUGUCAUCUGCUUUGGAUUGUCGUUGCCGUUGCAAGAGCAUGAGACGAUCAAAGAUUGUGUUAACGUUUAUUGUGAAUGGCUAACGGCUCUGCAUCCGCAGCCACGUAUCAGUGUGCCCAAGCCCAUCUGUGAGGAUGCCAAUCUCUAUGCCCGGCAGAUAAUCAAUCAUUUUCAUAAUCUCUUCGUCCCGCGACAGGGUGAAAGCACCGAUACCAUUAAGCGCCAGGCGGUGCUCUGUCAUCGCGUCCUGCGCACUCUCCAACAAACCGCUCAAAUUUCACAACAGAUGGAUCGACAGACUUGGGAUACUUUACUGCUCUUCCUGCUGGCCAUCAAUGAGAUUCUGCUAGCGCCGCCCACCGUCAAGGAUGACGUGGGUGAUCAGUUGUGUGAGCGUGUGCUCUCCGUGCUCUUCGAGGUUUGGCUGCUGGCCUGCGUACGCUGUUUCCCAUCGCCUUCGCUGUGGAAAACGCUGCAAGAAUCGUGUGCCAUGUGGCGACAUCGUGUUGCCCUUGUGGAUCAAUGGAAUCGCGUGAAUUUGGCCAUGACGGCGAAAUUGCUGGAGUUUAGCUAUGGUCCAGAUUUUACACAGCUUAAAAAUGUUGAGGAUGAAAGUCAGCUGAUACCUACUGGCAUGUCCAACGAUUGUGUGGCUCAGACUUGGUAUCGAUUCCUGCGUAUGAUUGGCAACCCCACAGCUCUGUGCUCGCCUCAUCUCAUCAGCAAAUCGCCGCACUUUGUCCAAUGGGCUUUGACACAUGAGAAGGGCGCUGAGACGCAUCAGCAUCCGUGCCUCCAAAUGCUUCCCCAAAUCUUUCUAAAUGCCAUGCGAGGGAUUUCCAGUCAGGUGGAUGCUUUCUUGGGCAUUUAUCGGGCAUCGGGCAAUCCGCAGGACCAAUCUGUUGUUACCAAUUUGCUUGAGAUACGACACUCUUUGAACGAGGCAACCUCAUCCACACUGCAGCAGUUCAUCCACUCGAACAGCGUCUCAAACAUUAGCAUGCAGCAAACGGGGGCAUCUUCUCAGACUCAACAUCAUCAUCACCAUCACCACUAUCCGCAUUUGCAUUUACAUGGCGCUGGCCAUUUUCUGCGCGAUAACUUUGUCAGCAGUUCGGCGAGCUCUGCUCUAAAUGCAAUCAUGGGGCAUCAUCAUCAGCAACACCAUCAACAGCAGCAUCCACAGCAGGCACAGCUCGCAGGAUACAGCAGCAUUUGUGGCGCUUCUCCAACGAAUCUUUGCCCUGUCGGUGGUAGCAUAAGUGCUGGCGGCAGUCACUCUGCGGGCGUUGUUGGCUGCAUCUCGUUUAGCACGGCAGAGGCAGUGCCUCUCUCGAGUGGCAGUGGCAACAACAGUGUGACACCAACGCCACCGUUGCAACGUCGCCUGGCAAAAAGUUUCAGUGUGGCACCAUCGGUUACCACGCAGCAGAAGGGCCUGAGCAGAACCGCGCUUAUCAGCCUAACACGCAGUUCGGCGAAUGCUGCCGCCGCCGCCCCAACGACGCCGACCUCGGGUCCGCCCUCAUCAAGCAGCAUCAACUCACUGCCGUCGAUCGGCAACGAAAUACGCCCCCCUCCGCUUUCGAUGGCUCGUCCCAAGUGCAAUAGCAUUCUGCAUUUAUUCGGCGAAUGGUUGUUCGAGGCAGCGCACAUAGGUGGCGACACUUGGCUGCAGAACCGCAAAAAACAAGCAUGCGAGGCUAGCAAGCGACCAUCAUCGAUGAUAAUGGAAAAUCGCAAGGGUUCCAUUUCGCUUUCGCAGCCGAAUUCCCUGAAUGAUCCCUCAUCGCUGCCGCCCACGCUAACCAUUGAUAAAUACGAAUCGGGACGUGCCGAGGCCAUUGGUACACUGUGCAAAAUAUUUUGUGCCAAGAAGACGGGCGAGGAAAUUCUGCCCGUUUAUUUGGCUCGUUUCUAUAUGGCGCUGCAGCAGUGCCUCAAGAUCACCGAGUCUAAGGAGUGCGAUGAAACACUGGCCAGCAUUUUGCUCCAUUCGGCGGAUCUGUUUCGCUUGGAUCUGGAUGGCAUUAAUGUGCUGCUGCCCGGCUUUAUAGCCGCAUUGGAAAUUGUGCUGCCCGACAAAGAUUUGAAGCUGAAGACCCAGGCAUUGACAUUCAAUCGCACCGAUCUGCGCCGCUCGGCAAUAAAUAUUUUGCUAUCGAUCAUGGUGCUUCCGCUGCACUAUCAGGCACUGCCUAUACGUAACUUGGCUUCCGGAGACACGGGCGAGAAGGUGUUGACCUUCAUGCAACUCAAAGCACGGCUAAUGAAUAUUCUGAUGAAUGCGCUACAGGUGGAACUCGAUGCUCAGAACACGCAUAUGCUUUUGGGCGGACUGUUGCUCUGUGUGCAGGAUGCAGUCACCUUCGAGGAGACCUUCGAUCUUGGUAGUGGCUCAGAGCAUUUAAGUGGCGCCGCUGGUGCUCAGCAUCAUGAAGAGAAUCUCCUCAGUUCUGCAUGCUCGGAGCGUUCCGCUUCGUUGACCAGCGGCACGGCCAGCUUUGGGGCACAAACACACACAGCUACGGCUUCGGCUCACGAUUUUCCCAGUCUGACCAUAUCAGAUGAUAUAUCUGUGGAAUUUGCGCACGAUUUUGAGGCCGUUGCAUCAUAUGACAACGCACAUGCCUUAUUCGUGCGUGCCACAUAUUUGGUGUGCCACCGUUUGAUCUCCUCAUGGAAGACGGACCUUAACGUUUCACUAGCUGCUCUGGAAUUACUAUCUGGUUUGGCGCGGCUUCACAUACGCGACACAGAUUCCUUAGUAAGAAUAGUAGAACCAAGUCAAAAUCUAACGAUAAUCUCCACAGACGCCCUAGAGUGCAAGCGUGCCGUCAAAUGGAUAUGUGACUACAUAUGCUAUCAGUGCUCGCGUCCACCACCGGCGCACAGCAAGGAUCUCCAUAGCACCAUUGUGGCUGCAUUCCAAUGCACCGCCGCCUGGCUGAUGCAGCAUCCGUAUCUGCUGCAGGAGAAGGACUGCCUGCAGACGGUGCUCGAGGUUGUCGAACUGGGCAUUUCGGGCACCAAAAGUCAGAGUAAAAAUGGCGAUCUACCGAAAUUCAAAGAUGAAAAGGAACUAAAACCGGCCUCGAUGCGUGUACGGGAUGCAGCGGAAAAUCUGCUUACCAUCGUCCUUGAGCAGGUCGGAUAUUUUCCCAGCGAGUGCGGACCCGAAUCCAUAUCAUCACUGCUGGAUGAGAUGGCUCUGAUGAAGCACUGCAAUUCCUUGCCCACAGGAGAUGGUUCAGCUGGCGUUUGCAAUGCGGAACAGGCUAUCUCAAAGUUUAAGUAUUUUGUGACGGAAAACUCAACGAUUUUGGCACUGCUCGAAGAACCUUUAGGCAAUGACCAGGAUCCGCAACCAACGGUUACGCUGCUCAUACGUGGUCCUUUUGGUCGUCAUGCCUGGACGAUGCAGUUGCGCCAUUUGCCACGCAGCAAGUCGGGCAUCAAGUAUCAUGCUGCUAAUCCCGGCCGGCCCAUACCCAUGAAUGACAUCACACAACGUCCCGAAUGCGAGCAAAAGAAUUUUCCCGAGGGAGUGGACAAAGUACAGCCUUGCGUUGCCGAUUACUCAAUUCCUACGCUGGAUCUGAUCCGUGAACAGUAUGGCGCUGGCAUCAUCAGUGAGCUGGAGGCGAUGCUUGAGAAUCAGAACAUCCACGAGAAACUGGCCUGGGCGGAGUCGGACAAUAGUGUGGACAGUCUGUCGCAUUCCCACGAAUGUGUUCCGCCCACGGUCUGCCAUGAGUUUCAUGCAGCUCGACUCUUUCUCUCCCAUUUCGGUUUCCUGAGCUUUGAGAUACGCAAACCAAAUGAUCCGGUAGAAUCACUAGCACCUCCACAAAGACCACUCAUUGUGCUGGACACAAAAUCAGCGGCUUUCGCUACGGAUUUGGAUAAACUGGAUAAGCUGAGCGCAAGGACGCAUGAUACGGUGUAUUGUUUUUAUGUGAAGGCUGGACAAUCGAGCGCGCAGCAGAUAAUUGGUAACAUGGCUGAGGAUCAAUCCUACGAUGCACACUUCGCCAAUAUGCUACAGACGCUGGGAUGGCCAGUACAGGUCGCUGAACACUCCGGUUGGACCGGAUUCGCACACAAUUCGUGGUCUCUAAAAGGCGCUGACCGCCAGCAUCAAGCGAACAAUAAUGUGACCAGCGAAUCGAAUUACAAUGGCGCCCAACGUGUGCUUUACUGGGCAGAUGUCUCAUCGGAGAUUGCGUUUGUGGUGCCCAAUGCCUGGAAUCUGCGCUAUAAUAACGACAUGGACGCCUGUAGUCUCUCCAGCAAUUGUAGUGAGCAAAACACGGCAAGCAAUGUUUGGAUUCGUAGCGAUGAGACUGGCUCUAUGAAAUCAUCCAAGCCACGGAAUCUCAGCUUGGAGCUGGAUACAGGUAAUAGAGGCAAAGAACCCGUGCCGCCAACGCGACGCAAGGGCACGGUGUCGAAGCCAACGUUACUUGUCCAAGCGCCAGCAAAGGUCUUCCUCGUGUGGCUCGAGAGCUUUGAGGAUUAUUUGAAUUUUCCGGUGGAAGAUCUUCUGGUCUAUGCACGCACCGGCGAAGAAGUACAACCCAUGCAGUUGCCCCGCGCAGCCGAUUGUCACGUGAUAUUCGUGCAUUCGCUGCAGUCCGGUUUGCUGAGAGUGAAACUACUCGGACCACCUGGUCGGAUGAGCUUUGCCACACCCCUUGUCGAUGGCAUGGUACUGAGUCGACGCGUUGUAGGUAAUUUGGUGCGUCAAACGGCGCUAAAUAUAUCGCGUCGCAGACGUUUAGAUAAUGAUAACUACCAACCACCUCAUGUACGGCGCCGCCUUAAGGUCCAGGACAUAGUCCAAAAGUAUAAAAUGGAUCUGAGCGAAGCAGAGCUGCUGGCGCACUUGUUCCAACGUUCGGUUUAACUUGUGGGUAUUUAAAUCAAUCACAACUAAAUAUUUUCAAUCGUUUUUAUUAAUUUUAGUAUAAAUUAUAUACAACAUUCUUAUAAAUAAACUAACAUAGUUAGAUCCUUAAAUACAACA